Molecule: messenger RNA, 949 nt
Organism: Schizophyllum commune H4-8
Lineage: Eukaryota; Fungi; Basidiomycota; Agaricomycetes; Agaricales; Schizophyllaceae
Product: NAD(P)-binding protein
Exons: 10
Coding region: 17-781 (254 amino acids)
Source: RefSeq, a predicted model, not a curated record
CUCUGGCAUCGGCAAGAUGAUGGCGUCCGGCUUCGCACAGAAUGGUGCGAAGGUCUACAUUGCCGCGCGCAAGGAGAAGCAGCUGCAGGAGGCCGUCAAAGACCUGAAGACGACGGCGAAGGGCAGCGUGGACUACAUCGUGGCCAAUGUCAGCUCGAAGGCAGGCUGCGAUGCGCUCAUCAGCGAGUUCAAGAAGCGGGAGAAGAAGCUACACGUUCUCGUGAACAACUCUGGCGUUACGUGGGGCGCGCCCUUCAACGACUUUCCGGAAGAGAAGGGCUGGGACAACAUCUUCAAUGUCAACGUCAAGAGCAUUUUCUAUAUGACGGCCGGGCUGGCAGAUCUUCUCGCUGACGGCGCCACCGCGAUGGACCCCGGUCGGGUCAUCAACAUCUCCUCGACAGCGUCUGUCGAACCCCAUGCAGAAGGUCCUCUGAGCCAAGACGGCAAUGGUACAUGGAGCUAUCAGCCUAGCAAGGCCGCAGCGAACCAUCUGACGUCGGUCCUGGCCAAUAAGUUGGCCCCUCGUCAAGUCACCGUCAAUGCUAUGUUGCCAGGCGUCUUCCCAAGCAAGAUGACCGCGUUCGGGUUCAACACUGUCGGAGAAGAGGGCUUCGCCACGGCCCAGCCGACAGGCCGAGUAGGGAAGCCUCAGGACAUCGCUGGCGUGGCUCUUUUCUUGGCCUCUCCUGCGUCCGCGCAUGUCACCGGUGCGCACAUCAUCAUUGACGGCGGGGCAAGGUUCUGGAGCUCUCGAGUUGCUGCCGCUACGAAGCUUUAGUCAAAGUGUAUGUUCCUGCGCUUGUCAUGCUCCGUUACCCGAAUACUCAGUGGGUACCCAGAGUAUAGCGCAGCUUAUCUCUAGCGAGGUUGAAUAUAAGAUAUCUUGUGCGGACAUUUGCGGUCCUCGCUGACCUUGUCCGAGCAAAUACGUGCAACUGUCCAUCGU